Sinocyclocheilus anshuiensis is the source of this 1901-nucleotide messenger RNA. Its product is annotated as E3 ubiquitin-protein ligase UHRF1-like. Gene Ontology annotation, molecular function: ubiquitin protein ligase activity; metal ion binding. Gene Ontology annotation, biological process: protein ubiquitination; negative regulation of gene expression via chromosomal CpG island methylation. The transcript has 5 exons. The coding region runs from base 135 to 659 and encodes 174 amino acids. Lineage: Eukaryota; Metazoa; Chordata; Actinopteri; Cypriniformes; Cyprinidae. The record is from RefSeq and is a predicted model, not a curated record.
AGGUGGUGAAGUACUGGCCGGAGAAGGGCAAGUCCGGCUUCCUCGUUUGGAGAUACUUGCUGAAACGAAACGACGAUGAACCGGCGCCGUGGACCCGCGAAGGAAAAGAGCGCAUUAAGAAACUGGGGCUCACCAUGCAGUAUCCUGAAGGUUAUCUGGAAGCCGUGGCUGCGAAAGAAAAGGAGAAAGAGAACAAAAACGACGAAGACGUUGAUGAAACGCCCACUAAAGGCAAGAGGAAGAGGAAAUCCCAGACCGUGGACGAGAAGAGCUCUCCGGCCAAAAGCACGCCUAAGAAGAUGAAAGUGGAGGCCUACAAACUGAGCAAAGAGCAGAAGGCCUUGAUCAAGGACGACGAGCUCAACAAGAAGCUGUGGGACGAAGCCAUGGAGUCUCUCAACCUCGGACCUCGCUUCAUCAACAAAGUGGAGGAGGUUUUCUUGUGCAUCUGCUGCCAAGAAGUCGUCUAUCAGCCCAUCACCACAGAAUGCCAACACAACGUCUGCAGGGAAUGCCUUCAGCGGUCUUUCAAAGCCGAGGUCUACACAUGUCCGGCUUGCCGACACGAUCUGGGCAAAAACUACGAAAUGACGGUGAACAAACCUCUCCAAGCCAUUCUCACCCAGCUCUUCCCCGGAUACAGCAGCGGCCGGUGUUGACACUGAUGCUGUCGUCACGGCGACGCGGCGCGACAGAGUUCCACGAACGAAACAUGGAUUUCAUUUUUUAAUAUAUUUAACAAAUGCAUCAGGUUGUAGGAUUGAUUGAAAGCUCUGCCUUGAUUGAACACCGCUACUUGAUUUGGCCCUGUUUGGUGACCUGCCUCUAUCUAGCCACUCGACUUCUAUACGCUGUAGUUAUUUCUUACGAAUUGUGAUCUUCGUAUUUACGAGUAAAGUGAUAAUAGUGGUGUUUUAGCUAUAGCCACUUCAAGUGACGUAUCAUUGCCUCCUUGUACCCUACACCAGCACAAUGAACCAUAGCUAUGCACAAUUACAAUGUUCAUUAAUCAUUUUUUGCAGCAAUUUGUCAUUACGAUGAUUUGUACGAAAACGCUGGCUCUAGAAUCCCGUUAAAACGAUCCCGUUGCUUCAUAAGUGCGUUUGACAUUUUUAUUGUACCAUCGUUAGAACUAACUAAAUUUAACGGACGCUAAUAUCAAAUCAAGUUUUUUUUUGCCAUUUGAUGUUAACAAGCUUUCGUACGAAUGCUAUUUAGAAUGGUGCUGUAGCAGUAGCGUUUUUACAAUUGUUAGCGUUAACUACAUUUAAAUGAACUAUCUAUGCACUAUUACGAUGUUUAAUUUUUCACAAGCAGUAAUUUGUCAUUGAUGAUUUGUCUGAAAGCACUGGCUCUAGAAUCCAGUUAAAACGAUCCCAUUGCGUUAUGAUCAGUGCGUUUGAUGUUUGUACCACCGUUGAUGCUAACUAAAUGUAGAUGAACUAGCUAUGCACUAUUAUAUUAUCGCUAUCUAAUAUUCCAACAACUUUUUCGCAUUUAUGAUGUUAACAAACCUUCGUACAAAUGUUAAGAUCUGAGUGCCGUAGCAGUAACAGUUUUACUGUACCAUCGUUAGCAUUAGCUAAAUUCAAAUGAACUAGCUAUGCGCUGUUACAAUGUUGGCUAAUGGUUUUUCGCAAGCAGUAAUUUGACAUUACGAUGCUUCGUGUGCAAGCGCUAGCUCUAGAAUCCUGUUAAAAUGAUUCAGUUGCAUUAUGAUCUGUGCAUUUGACGUUUUUACUGUACCAUCAUUAGCGCUAACUAAAUUUAAACAAGCUAACUGUGUACUGUAUACGAUUUUUGCGACACUAAUAUCCCAACAGGUUUUUCCAUCCUUUAUGUCGUUAACAAGCCUUCAUACGAAUGUUAACAUCCAUGAGUUUAAGGUGCUGUAGCAGUAA